This is a messenger RNA of Letharia columbiana, 2046 nucleotides long. RefSeq lists its product as uncharacterized. The record is from RefSeq and is a predicted model, not a curated record. The coding region runs from base 1 to 2046 and encodes 681 amino acids. Gene Ontology annotation, cellular component: cytoplasm. Gene Ontology annotation, molecular function: tau-protein kinase activity; ATP binding; protein serine/threonine kinase activity. Lineage: Eukaryota; Fungi; Ascomycota; Lecanoromycetes; Lecanorales; Parmeliaceae. The transcript has a single exon. Gene Ontology annotation, biological process: protein phosphorylation; intracellular signal transduction; microtubule cytoskeleton organization.
AUGGCCCAUGACUUGCACGCUGGAUUUGAACGGCUGAGGACUAACUCUGGCAACUUAUCCCCCACAUCUCCGGAUGACAACACCACGCGCAGCCGCGAUAACGAAACACAUGGAACAGAGACAUGGGCAAACCAGGCUGACGCGGAGAAGACCGGCCCCCUUGAUAAAGGCAGGUUAUCUCAUCCUUCAAGCAGAGCUUCAGAUACGGAUUUGCAAUGGCUUGCUCGCAUCCAAGACGUGGGUCAUGCAAUUACACGGCCUAUCGACGUCCCCCAAGCCUCGGUUGGAGACGGUUCAGAGCGGACUACAGAUAAGAGCUGGGAGCCUGAGCCUGGCUCACGAUACCAGGAACCCUCUCCUUUCGAGGAGUUUAUGAGGGACCGAAGGCCGUCUAUUAGCUUCAAUCCCAAGGUCACAUUGGAGUCAGGUCAUGAACAGCCUUUGGAACAGCCUUUGCCGAAAUUGGCUAUUGACACGAGAGCGAGGAGUCGCCCAAUUCUGCUAGAGCUUGAAAGGUAUCCUGUGAGGUCGCCUCUCUAUCGAUCCCACAGCGAAGCCGACUGCAGAAAUUACGAUCCGGGGACUGGUGAGCUUCUGGGUUCGAGAUCACGGCGGAACCAAGCCCAAACUACACCUAGAUCUCCAGAAAACAGGUCACGGUGGCCGUUACUACAAUCUACCGCCGAAAGCCUCGCACAGGAACAAGAGCAAGCUAAUAUUCCUGAGCGAGGCGCCUCCUUGACUUCCGAGUCCACGCUUUCGCCAGUGGCCUCUGAGGUACACACACCCACCGACAAUAUGGAUAUCCUCAUCUCUCCGCUCUCCUCUCACGGCCCUUUCCCCUUCCCCGUCUCUUACGAAGACUCGAGCGCAUGGCCGAAAUUACGGCAGCAGCCCUCUGCAUCAAGGUCUAAGAGCUAUUCAAUAGAGAGGAGAGUGAGCAUGCGAGCGGCACAGCGGCAGGGUUCUCGAAGCUCACGUCGAUCCACAUCCUCUUCGAUGUCACCAGCAACAGCUUUCCUCUCCAGAUUUGCUCGCGAAGAGGCCUCUCCGGAACCAGACAGUGAAGGGCAAGAAGUGGGCGAAUACGUCAUUGGGAAGCAAGUCGGCUUUGGAGGCUUCAGUACAGUCAAAGAAGCAUACACAUUGGAGGGUGAGGAGAGAAUAUGUCGAGCCGUCAAAGUCGUCCGCAAGCAAGUCGCCGGCAAGGAAGAGCUGGAGAAUGAAUUACUACAAGCAGAAUUCGAGCAUGAAAUCUCCCUAUGGCGAUGCUUAGGUCAUCGCAAUAUUCUCCCGCUUAUCGAAGUAUACGUGACCGACUUUGCAACGUUCUGCUUCACGAAGCUCAAUACUGGUGGGACGCUGUUCGACUUGGUCCGGGCAAACCGGCAUGGGAUAAGCCGAGAUCUGGCGCGGCGGUACGCGUACCAACUCGCCUCUGCUAUACGGUAUCUACACGAAGACGUGCGAGUGGUUCAUCGUGAUAUCAAGCUUGAGAACUGCCUGGUCGACAUUUCUGACCCUGAUGUCGCCAGAGACGGAGGGAACAUCCUGCUCUGCGACUUUGGCCUUGCCGAAUUUGUCACGAGCGACACCAGAAGGAAAUCGCCAGAACCCUACGAGAGAGCAAUGGACCGUGCACCUCCUAAGAACAUCGGUCCGUCCGAGACCAGUACAUCGAUCGCAGGAAGCCUCCAAUAUGCUUCGCCGGAACUCAUCAUGAGCCCUGCCGGCUUCCUAAGCUCAGUGGUUGACAUGUGGGCUUACGGGGUCGUGAUUUACGCACUCCUGGUGGGUGAUCUACCUUUCCAGCACAUGUUCCAGCCGCGAGUGCAGAUGAUGAUCCUCGCGGGCGAAUGGGACAUGACGGCGCUGGAGACCGCUGUUGGAGUUAUCGGAUAUGAGGAGGAAGUCUUGGAGCUUAUGAGCGGGUGCCUCGAGAUGGAGAGCGAGCGACGCUGGACGAUUGCACAGGUCCUUAAGAGCAGGUGGCUUGACGGGUGUCAAGAAAUGCUUGAGGACCUGAAGGAGGAUUGGAAGCUUUGA